AUUUAAUUUCAUAGACUAUUCCUUGGUUGGCAUGCUUAGAAGAGUAUCGGGCGCGUCAAGUUUGAAACGCCACAGGAAAGCUCCAUGACGAAGCUCAAUUCGAGGUAUUGGUCAUCACUGUAUAAAACUUAUGUGUUGGGAGCCAGGCAUAAAUUGAGUGUAAUUUAUUGAGCGAUAUAUUGCAUGCCAAUGCCACAAAAGCGCUCUGCAAUGGUCGCAGAUUAUCGGUAUCUAGCCAUACGGAUGCAACGGAUUAAAGUUGUAUCUAUUGUAAUUCAUAAAGAAAUCCCCGCACAAUUAUCUUUUGCAUAUGAAUAAUAUGACGCCGCCUGCGCUCAGUCAGCUGGUGGGUAACACAAGCAACACGAAAGCGGGAAGUGAGAUCAUCGACAGGAACAGAUGGAUCACACGGCGGCCUCGGAUGACUCCUGCCAAGAAAAAGAAAACGGGACAUGUGAGGAGCUGCCCAGUUCUGACAUGGUCCACGCCCAAAUCCUCUGGAAUCCUUUUCUUGAUCACAACCCUCCAAGUUUAGACCGCAGAUAGAAUUAGAAGACAUGGCACCACUCCUUGCCGAGGAAGUCAUCAAACAUUCCGCAUACAGUACCGUCAAUUAUAACCUCCCUGCCACAACGUCCGGAUCAUGUACUGUGGCGCAAAACAGGCGAGGAGGGCCCCUGAACAUUAACUAUGAGAUCCAUGGCUCUGGCCCAGUGAAGCUCGUGUGGGUAAUGGGUCUCAAUGCAAGUCUCAAGGACUGGAGGCGUCAGACCAAAUACUUUGGUCACCAGCAUGCUUCCAAAUAUUCUUGCCUGGUUUUUGACAAUCGUGGAGUCGGCCGGUCGGACAAACCGAUCUCUUAUUACUCCACAUCCGAGAUGGCUCGAGAUGUAGUAGACCUGGUCGCCUCGCUGGGCUGGAUCGACCUUGCUGCUCCCCCUGAACGAUCGAUCCAUGUCAUCGGUGCUAGUAUGGGUGGCAUGAUCGCUCAAGAGAUUGGAAUGCUCAUUCCGGAUCGCCUAUUGAGCCUGACCCUCUGCUGUACCGCUCCGCGCCUGGUUCGGACAGGUCCAUUCUUCGAGAACUUGCGCGAACGGGCAGGCAUGUUCAUUCCCCGCCAUGUCGAUAUCGAGCUCGAGAGGAUGGCAAGGAGUCUCUUCCCCGAGGAUUUCCUCGCCGAACCAGACACGGAGUACGAGGACCCGGCGAUGAACUUUCCCACCAAGCGUGAUCGGUUUGCUGCUGGUAUGUUGCAUAAGCGGGCUGACACCGAAGCGCAUACGAAGAAAGGAUUCAUGAUGCAGGUGUUGGCCUGCUAUUUCCAUCACAAGUCAGCGGAGCAGCUCAAAUCUUUGGGAGAUCAAGUGGGGAGGGAGCGGAUCUUCGUGUGCCAUGGCACCAGAGACUUGAUGCUGACCUUCCGCCAUGGGGAAAUAAUACGCGAGGAGAUCGGUGACGGAAUCCAAUGGAAGGUCUUUGAAGGCAGCGGCCAUAUGCUGGGCUGGGAGAGGGAGCACGAGCUGAACAAGAUGCUUGAAGAGUUUGUGGACAGAUGCACCUGAAAGAUACCUGCUGGGGUUCCUCAACAGGAUUUAUCAUAGAUGAGUGUACAAUAGACCCAGCUGACCUUGACUGGACGGACAGGGUUGAUGCGUGAAUCAAAACCGGGCUUGAAGGAUGUCGUAUUCCAGGGGGCUGCGAUGCUCGUGAUCGAGGCGCCGCAGUCACCCGUUCCCAAGUCUAGGCUGACCAUUCCAGGCCCCUCCCGCCAUCAUAAUGCAUAUAGAGAGCAAGCACACCCUGUCUAAUUCCGCCCCCC
This is a messenger RNA of Aspergillus welwitschiae, 1819 nucleotides long. Its product is annotated as alpha/beta fold hydrolase. The transcript is spliced from 2 exons. The record is from RefSeq and is a predicted model, not a curated record. Lineage: Eukaryota; Fungi; Ascomycota; Eurotiomycetes; Eurotiales; Aspergillaceae. The coding region runs from base 558 to 1562 and encodes 334 amino acids.